AUGUCUCUCUGGAGCUCCUACCGCGGCCUCACCCCCAAAACCCGGGCCCUGUUCGGCAUCGGCGUCAUGGCCUGGGCAGCCAUCGGACUCUGGACCCAACCCCAGGUGGAGAACGCAUUGGGCAUGCAGCCCUCGAAGGAAGAGCAGGAAGCGCUGGAUCGGAAGUUGGCGGUGCGCGUGUCGCGCGUUGGGGAGGAACCGGACAACCGGGCGAAAUGA
Penicillium paradoxum is the source of this 219-nucleotide messenger RNA. RefSeq lists its product as uncharacterized. Lineage: Eukaryota; Fungi; Ascomycota; Eurotiomycetes; Eurotiales; Aspergillaceae. Bases 1 to 219 code for a protein of 72 amino acids. The record is from RefSeq and is a predicted model, not a curated record. The transcript is spliced from 2 exons.